CUUAGGAAAAGAUGGUGGGAAUAACAGAAGGGCUUCUGCCACCAAAUGUUACAAUUGGUUACUCAAUUCACAAGUGGAGUAGUUACGCUGGUGACUAUCAUCCUUCAAAGAUUCUAUUAGAUGAUCCCUCUGAUCAAAUGUCACGCUGGCAAUCUGGGAGCAACUUUCCCCCGCAGUACUUAACUUUGAAACUUGACAGACCUUCAGUUAUUCGAAAAAUCACCUUUGGAAAGUUUCACAAAAGCCAUGUAUGCAAUCUAAAAAGUUUCACAAUAUUGGGUGGCAUGUCAGAAGAAGGAAUGGUUGAACUCGGCAAGAAGGGAUUAACAAACAAUUCUAAACCUGAAACAUUUGAUCUAGACGAUGCGUUUCAUGGUAAUUACUUUCCUAGCUCAUAUAUUAAGAUAGUCCCUGAUACGACCUGGGGGCCGGCCGCAUUGAACUUCAGUAUCUGGUACGUGAGGCUAUCUGGCGUGUCAGACCCCCUAUAUGUCAACCCCUGUAUUCAGUUUUUCACAAACAGACGUCAGGAAAGAGCAAUUAAGCUCUGCUUGAAACACCUCCGCCAGCACAAUUACAGUGAAGCUUUUGAGUCUCUGCAAAAAAGAACGAAAGUUCAGCUUGAGCACCCCAUGCUAACACAACUCCAUGAAAAGCUCGUGGGUUCUGGGGAUUUCGAUGAAGUGGAAGUUCUGUUAGACCACGCAUUUCACGACGGGUACAUGGAGGAUUAUACAAGCAAGCAAUACUCAGCUAAAUGGGAGCAGAUCCAUGUUCCAGACGGUUCUCCAAGACCCGGUAACCGUGGUGGUCAUCCCAUGUGCAUCGACGAAACAGCCGGCAAAGUAUACCUCUUUGGUGGUUGGGACGGUAAAAAUGACCUGGGAGAUUUUUGGGAAUAUAACAGUUCAGCAAACACAUGGCAGUGCAUUUCAGCAGACACCGAGAUUAAUAGUGGGCCCUGCCGUAGGUCCUGUCAUAAAAUGGUGCUAGAUUCCAAGCACAAGUUAAUCUACAUAUUGGGCCGGUAUUUGGAUGUUAGAGCCCGAGUUAACAUGGAGUUAAAGAGUGAUUUCUAUUGUUAUGAUAUACAGUGUGAUCAGUGGAACUUGAUAAGUAGUGAUACUGGAUCAGAGGGAGGUCCCAGCCUGAUAUACGAUCAUCAAAUGGUCCUCGACUCAGACCUUCAAACCAUCUACAUUUUCGGUGGGAAAAUACUGAACAACAGUGGAAUUAGAUCGGAAGCAGAAUACAGCGGGUUGUACAAAUACCACAUUCCAUCUAAUGUGUGGACUGUACUAAAACCUGACAAUGACCUCAUGUUAAGGUCGAGAUUCGGACAUUCUAUGCUGUACCACCCUGAUAAAAAGCAACUGUUUAUCUUUGCUGGACAGCGAGAGCACUUCCUUGAUGAUUUCCUGGUGUAUAACACGCACAAUGACACGGUAGAAGAGGUCAUGUGCGUGGAUGAGACCAAGGUACCGGAGAGCGGGUUCACAAUGCGCGCUACAAUAGACACCCAGCACCAAGAGAUUCACAUGAUGUCAGGUCUGAGCAAGGACCACCGGAACGGGAGUAAGGAUUACACUGAUGCUAAGACGAAGAUAUACGUGUAUAGUCUUAAGAGGAACAAGUGGAAUGAGGUAGGAAAGAACGCAGGGUGUACAGAACCAGAACCGUGUCCCAGAUUCGCUCACAUGUUGGUUUACGACAGUAGGAAAAAACUACAUUACAUGUUUGGAGGUAAUCCAGGAGCAGGUAAUCCUAUGGAACGUGGUACAGAUAUGGACAGGAGAUUGGACGAUUUCUGGUGUCUUCGGAUAAAGAGGCCAGCCUUUGGAGAUAUGAAGCGGGCUCUUCAGUUCCUCGUAAGGAAGUUCAAGUUCCGAGAUAUGAGUCUACGAGAUCCUGUUGGGGCACUCCUCUACCUCCAGCAACAUGUUGAGGAGGUUGUUGACCACAGCAACAAAGAAGAAGAACACCAAUUUCAGGAGCUGGUAGUCAGUGUGUUUGAUAACAGUUCCCAGCGGGACACGUACACCAUACGUACUGAACUGUUUGAUGUGCUGAUGGCCUACUUCCCUGAGAGCAUGUCUCAGCCUAAAGAUAAUCUCACUGAUUAUGUCCCUCCUGUUUAAUUACCAGGCAAAAUAACAGAUAAUAUUAUUGCCAAAGAAGAAGACUUUGUGACGAACAGAUGAUUGUUGAUGAUGAGAGACUCUCCCUGGUAUUAGUUAGCUUUAGGUGGUAAUUAGCAGAUCAAUUAGCGCGGUAAUUAGCAGAUCAAUUAGCAGAUCAAUUAGCGUGGUAAUUAGCAGGUAAAUAAGAUUAAAGAUUGUAGUAAACUAUUUAAAUACCAGCUGUAGCCUGUAAUGCACUGUACUAUUGGCCGCAGAGCCACACUUUGACUUAAUUACUGAUACCUCUCCAACAAGACCUGACAACUUUACAAGGCCAAAAGAGAUAAAGCCUGAAGUAAGUUUGAUAGCAGUGAUACAGAGUUAUUUAUAACUAGGUAAUGUAGCGUAAUAAUUCAGUAAUAUAAAGUGAGAUUAUAGCGGGUUUUGGUGAGGGAUUAUAUUACAGUUAAUAUUCUAGAGAUAAGGACUUACUUUAGUUUUUAAACUGAAGUUAAAACUUCAGUCAAAUACAAUAACAACAAUAAAACGGAUAUAUACUUGAAUAUUAUAGAAGUCUGCUGAUUUUAUUUUCAUGUAUUGAAAGUAGAAAGUAUUAUUAGGAAAUACAAUUUCGAUGGUUUCUUAAUUAAAUGUUUCACUUAGAAAUAGGGAUCGCAGAUAUGCGUAAUAUUUCUAUAUGUUUCGAGGUUUUAGCUUCAUACAAUAUUUAUUGUUAUAUUUUGUGACGGGGUUUUAUUAAAUGCAAUUAGCUUAUGUGGUAGUUUGGCAUUGUAUUUGAUAUGAGUUAUUUUAAGUUGUUUUGCUUGUAGAUUUUAUUUGAAAAUGCUUGUAAGCUAAACCAUUUUUUGUGCUUUAUAUACACCAUAUUAAAAUGUUUUGCUUUAUACACAAUUGUUUUGAAACGUUGCACGGUGUUAUCAUGUGCUCUGGUUAAGUUAUUAAUUGGUUAAUAGCCAAUUAAUUAGCUAAUUAAAGAAUUUUGAGGUAACAUUUUAUGCAUAAUUGAUUUGUGCGAUUUUUAGCUUUACAAGCGUUGAUAUAUUCAGUUUAUGUU
Bolinopsis microptera is the source of this 3195-nucleotide messenger RNA. Its product is annotated as muskelin-like. Bases 12 to 2138 code for a protein of 708 amino acids. The transcript is spliced from 9 exons. Gene Ontology annotation, molecular function: protein binding. Gene Ontology annotation, cellular component: cytoplasm. The record is from RefSeq and is a predicted model, not a curated record. Lineage: Eukaryota; Metazoa; Ctenophora; Tentaculata; Lobata; Bolinopsidae.